This is a messenger RNA of Calypte anna (Anna's hummingbird), 3083 nucleotides long. It is a transcript of the gene CDCP1, whose product is annotated as CUB domain containing protein 1. Lineage: Eukaryota; Metazoa; Chordata; Aves; Apodiformes; Trochilidae. The record is from RefSeq and is a predicted model, not a curated record. The transcript has 9 exons. Bases 35 to 2545 code for a protein of 836 amino acids.
CCCGCCUCGGCGCCGGGCGGACCCAUGCGGGGAGAUGGCGGCGGGCCCGGCGCUGGCCCUGCUCCUGUCCGCCCUCCUCUCCGCCUCCGCACAGCUCCUCCAUCGGCAAGCUUCCUUCACGAUCUCUCUUCGUACAGUGGACAAUACUAUACUUAUGAUUAAACAGAAGCCUGGGGGUUCUCUAGGCUGUAACAUUCGUGUUAAAAAUUUCAUCAGGCCUGAACUCAAGAUAAAGCCUGGGGAGAACGUGACUUUUUCCUUCACUUGUAGUACUCCAGAGAAGUAUUUCAUCGUGGAAAUUCAGAAAAAUAUUGACUGUGUGUCAGGCCCGUGUCCCUUUGGAGAUGUUCAUCUCUACCCACCGGGGCUACCUCGCCUUAACAGGACUUUCAUCUGGGAUGUGAAGGCAAGUACAAAGGCUGGACUUGAACUGAAAUUUUCUACCCCGUGGCUAAGACAAAUUGAACCAGGAGAGAUGUGCCCAGAUUCUGUAAGCUACAGUAUCAACAGCAGCAUUGAUAAGGCCACGGUCAACAUAGGCACCUUCUGCAGGAAUGGCUCUGUGUCUCGUGUCAAGCUGCUGGGAGGAGUCAUCAUGUCUCUGCGCCUCCCCUGGGACUCACCUCUUAACACCUCAGGCUUCAGCAUAGCUAACAGGGCUUCCAUAAAACGGCUGUGCAUUAUUGAAUCAGUUUUGAAUGGGGAGUCUUCAAUCACCCUGAUGUCCCCAAACUACCCACUGGGCUUCCCAGAAGACGAACUCAUGACAUGGCAGUUUGUGGUUCCUUCCAACAUGAGAGCAAGUGUCUUUUUCCACAACUACAGCCUCUCCAACUGCGAAAGGAAAGAGGAGAGGGUGGAGUACUACCUCCCCAACUCCUUCAGCAACCCGGAGGUGUUCAAGCUGAGUGAUAGCCAGCCUGCCAAUAUUGCUGGCAGUUUCAACCUGUCCCUGCAAGGCUGUGAUCAGGAUGCUCAGAACCCAGGCAUCCUCCGCUUGCUCUUUCAAGUUGUCGUUCAGCAUCCGCAGAUCGAUGAAAAUGUCACCCAUUUGGUUGACCUGAGCAAGGAAUGGAAUAUGAGUGUAACCAUCCACUUUGAAGGGUGGCCCAGCCGCCUCCCGCUCAUGUCUGAUCCCAUGUGCCUGAUCUGCAAGGAUCCUCGCACCUGCGACCGAGUCUUGACUUUAGUGUCUGGAGCUGUCUACAAGAUCUCCUUUCUCUGCAAGGAUUUGUCCCGCCUGAGGAUCACAGCUGAAAAGGGCAUAAGCUGUGUUGAUCUUCGAUGGUGUCAGAGGAAGAUCUAUUCCCUUUUGGUGCCCAAGGCUAUCACCCAAUUGCCAAUUCAGCUGCAUAGGUUUAUUUGGAAGCUCUUGGCUUCUGAUCUGAUCAACAUAGAAAUUACUUCUCCGUCCUUGAAACUUCAGCAACACGUCCCAGAGCAGAGAUGCAACACAAGCUACAGUUACAGCAUUGUUAGUGCCACCCCAAAGAUGGAAUUCAAUGUUGGUGUGUUCUGUCCUGGUGGAUCCAUUGAAAAGAUUCAGAUGAGGGAUAAUGUCACCAUAUCCUUAAAAACAUUUGGUAAAGGAUUCCUCAAUGAGUCUAUGCAUCAGGAUCUGAAAAUGUCUUUUGUGCCACAUAUUAAAGAUGAGUGCUCUUUCACUGUGAGUCCAGAUCCAAAAGCUAAAGUUUACUUGCAGACUCCCAACUGGCCAUAUGGUCUUCCCCCUUAUGUCUCCAUAUCCUGGUUUGUUGCCGUGCCCAGCAAGCAAGUUGCCCGCCUGGGGUUCUCCAAGGACCGCCUGGGGGUGGCGUGUGAGACGGGCCGUGCCUACCUCAACAUCAAGGAGGAGACACAGGGAGCAGAGGAAAUCGUCUGCCGUGAGGAUGAGCUUCUGCCCAAGCCCCGAAAUAUGUACCACAACUUCUGGGUAAACAUCUCCAACUGCAAACCCGUGGACAGAACGCAGCUGACCUUGCAGUUCCAGGUGACUUUUGCUGACAAGCAGAUAGACCUCGGAGUGAUACUUGCUGUGGUGGCUGGAGGUGGAGUUCUCACAGCUAUUGGACUGACUGUGUGCUGUGUUAAGAAGAAGAAGAAGAAAAGCCAGAAUCCCAUGGUAGGAGUGUACAAUACUAACGUGAACACCGAGAUGCCUAGAAAACAAGGCUUAUUCACAAAAGGGAGGAAAAACAAUGAGUCUCAUGUCUAUGCAGUUAUUGAUGAUGCUAUGGUCUAUGGGCACUUGCUGAAGGAAUCCAAUGGCUCUGCUGCUCCAGAAGUUGAUGUGUACCGGCCUUUUGAUGGACCCAUGGGUAGCUUGCCACCUUCUCCACCUCCACUCUCUUUCAGAAAACACAUUAAACGCUCUUCUAACACUGAGGAGCCUCCACCUCUGAUGGACACAGAACACGACGCUUACACAUUUGCUCAUCAGAAAUCAGGGCAAUUGGAGGACAAUAAAGAUACAGCUGAAAAGAAUAAUGGAGAUACGGGUACGUCCUUGCUGGGAAAUAAGGAGCAGGAUGGUUUAGUGGAGUAAUAUUAUGCCAGGUAAAACAGUUUCCUGUGGAAAUACAGGUGAUCUGUAAGGGCAGGGGUCUAGGAAAAAAAAUUCAGAGGAGUGUUAUUUUUAAAUGUGUUUUGACGUUGUUUUGUUCUGUGUGUGUGAUUUUGGUUGGGUGUUUUUUUUAAACGUCAGCUGUUGAUAGCUUUCAGUUCUAGAGUGAACAUCUAGGAAACUCAAAACCAGUUGAGACACUCCAGAACUGCAUGCACUUCUGGUUGUGAGAUAGGUGGCGAAGGUACGCUUCUGCUUUUGAUAAUAACAUAUCAGGGAAAAUAAUGCAUAGCUGCCAUUUUAAAUAAUGUGGAGAGAGUGUUCUCCUGUCUCAAUUCACUUGUCCCUCAAUGUUUGUUGGUAAGUCUUGGAGGGCAUAGGCUACAUCUCCAUCUCAAGGCAGCUUCUGGUUGCACAUGUCUAAGCAGUCUGCUAAUGCCUGAGUAGAGGAGGGGACACUGUCAUUUCCAUCACUGGCUACCUGAAAAUUCAUGGUAUUUAGCAUGCCGGUGAGUAAUGA